Adineta ricciae is the source of this 624-nucleotide messenger RNA. Lineage: Eukaryota; Metazoa; Rotifera; Eurotatoria; Adinetida; Adinetidae. The record is from the annotation of a GenBank genome assembly.
AUGUCCAAGAGUCGAAAAUAUUCCAUUACGUCGAUUAUCGUCAGUACGCGCAGUGGUAUUACUCUCAUUUGGUUUGAAGAUUCUGAAUUGUGGUCUUCUCAUGAAAGUGAUGAAACAGUUACCCGUCUAAGUGCUCUCAAAAACUGUUUCAUCAGUCGCUAUGCAACGGGAUCAAAAUGUAUUAAAUAUUUGAAGAGAGCACAAUCGUACGAAACCAUAAUACUAGUUAUUGUCGCCGAUGACAAACAGAUCGAUCUUCAUACACCCUCUACUGAUGCUAUCGACGUUUCGCGAAUAUUUCAGUAUCGAUCUGUACAAUCAAUUUUCCUCGUUUUACGUAUUGCCAACAAAGUCACAGGUACUAUUGAGGCUAAUUCGUUUAAAACUUCUUAUAAAACCAUAGAUAAAUUGACUGGAAUACUAGACAAUCACGAGGCAGUCUAUUCUCAACUACAACGAUUAAUCAGUGAAAUCGAAGAAUCCGACGAUGGGCUGUUUAGUACAUUUAAUCAACGACAAAAGUCGCUUCGACAUGUGCGAUAUGAACUUGGUGCAUUCGUUUGGAGUCAUUCAUACAGAGGUCAGUUUAGUUAUCUACAAAAUUUUAAAGUGAGCAUUAAGUAG